AGCUCAGGUUGUGGGGUUCGGCAGGUGUAUACUUUUCUCUUACGUCUCUCUAUUUAAAGCUAUAAUCCCUCAUUCUUCCCUUUCAUGCUUUCUUCACACGCUCCCCCCUAUUUCAUUUACCACCAAAUUUACUUCAUUUUCUGCCACGCCUCCUUACAUCAUUAUUCCCCUGUUACUACUACUUCUUCUUCCUACUCUUCAGCUCAUAUAAUCUCCAAAAAAAACUGAAAACCGUGCCUGUUUUUUCUUCCCAUAUUGGUGAUUGAAUUUCCGUGUGGAAUCUGCAUCGUUUGCAAUCUGCAUUAUCAAUCAACCGGGCGGUAUUUGACUUUAAGAUGGGGAAUUGCCAAGCGGCAGAGGCAGCAACAGUGGUGAUUCAACAUCCAGGCAACAAAGUAGAGAGAAUUUACUGGUCUAUAAGUGCACAUGAAGUCAUGAGUUCGAAUCCUGGCCAUUACGUGGCCCUUGUUAUCACUUCUCCAACUGAGAGAACACACAAUGGUUCGCCAGUGAGACAGCUUAAGCUUCUCCGCCCCGGCGAUACUUUGCUUCUUGGACAAGUUUAUCGGCUCAUCGCCUUCGAAGAUGUAUUGAAAGAGUUUGCUGCAAAGAAGUGCGUGAAACUUGGCAAGUUACUAAGGGAAAGUGGAGGCCUUGUUCUCGAUUCAAAGAAAAUCUCCGUCGAUCCUUCAGCAGUGCACAACAAGCCCAGAUUGGUAAAUGGAAUUCCAGCUAAGAUGGAACAUGAAACUUAUCAACAUGGAAGCAGUAGUGGGCAGAGAAGUGUGGGAAGACAUCAUGGUGGUGGGGGGCAAUGGAAACCAGCCUUACAGAGUAUUGCAGAGAUUGGAACUUGAACUAUACCCACCCACUCACUCCUAUGCCUAUGUCAAUGUCGAUGCAUAUUUUCCUACCUUGGCUAAGCCUUUCCCCAAAAAAUAAGAAAAGAUAGCAACUCAAUUGUCCCUAGCGACUAGUACGUAAUUAGUUUAGAAAAUUACCCACUUUAUUACUACAUUAAUUAAUGGAGAUGAUGUUUGACGGAUUCGCUCUAAAGAAUUCCAUGUGCUUAGCUGCUUAUUUUCAAGUUCGACGUAAUUAAAAUAAUUACCUGCUUGGCAUCAUA
Messenger RNA from Solanum dulcamara, 1126 nucleotides. RefSeq lists its product as uncharacterized. The record is from RefSeq and is a predicted model, not a curated record. The coding region runs from base 336 to 857 and encodes 173 amino acids. The transcript is spliced from 4 exons. Lineage: Eukaryota; Viridiplantae; Streptophyta; Magnoliopsida; Solanales; Solanaceae.